Molecule: messenger RNA, 2442 nt
Organism: Symbiodinium sp. CCMP2456
Lineage: Eukaryota; Dinophyceae; Suessiales; Symbiodiniaceae
Source: the annotation of a GenBank genome assembly
AUGUUCGCCAUUGGGCUGCUGAAUCAUGUGCUGGCCUGCCUGUGGUUCUGGCUCGGCCGCACUCUUGCCAGUGAGGGCCAAAGCAACUGGAUCGCCAUCGCAGGGGCAGAGCAGCUGACCGCCUUCCAGCAAUACUUGAUCUGCUUCCGCCGCGUAAUGUGGCCGGUGGUGCCGGCACCUAUCUCACCGGAAAGUCAUUUCGAGAGACUCUUUGACAUUGGCAACAACGUCUUGUGCAUCUUGGUCCUUGGCAUCGCGAUAUUCAAAAUAUCCGCCACUGUGUUAGAGCUGCUGGCCAUGAACGAGGGCCGGCUGAAACAGCGACGUGAGAUCCGGCGCUACUUGCGUUCUCAAAAAGCUCCUUUCGAGCUUGUCUCACGGGUGAUGAAGUUCGUGGAGUACAAGCUGGAGAAGCUCCAGCCGAACAACUACAACACGUCUCUCAUCUCCCUGACCUUGCAGACAGAGCUGUACGUCAACCAGCGUUCUUCAUUUUUGCAGGCCCUGCCGAUUUGCCGGCUGGCCAAGGAAGUCUUCCCGGAGGCAUUCGCAAGCCUAUGUGUGGCUUUGAAGCGCAUGGUGUGCGAGAACCGGGAGGAGAUCUUCGUUGCCGGGACGAUUACGCACAGAAUGUACGUAACGGUGGCUGGCACCUACCUGCUUCAGGGGGUAGAAGGAGAUUGCGAAGAAUCGCAGCUCACAGGUAUCAAUAUCCUGGAGGAGUUCUCUCUCUACAUGGAAGCAGUACCCCACAAUCACACUCUUGCCGCCCGAACCUUCGGCGAGCUUUUCACCUUGGAGGGCGACGAUUUGGUGCGCAGUCUUCACACCUCGCCUGGCUGCGCCGCAAUGUUCUUCGAGUAUGCCAAGGAGUAUGCGUCGAUGAUGCCCAAGGAGCCCGGCUACCUGGAUCGUGCUACACAGGCUUCCCUGGCAGAGCGGUGCUGCAAGAUGACACGAGUUUAUCAGGAGAUGUUCCCAGAUGAGAAGUUCAGGUUGGACCUUUUGGAGACCGAAGAUCCCUCGGCUGAGCCUACGGAGCCGACGCAGCCUAUGGGGCUGGCCAGGCUCAUUCGAAGUGGUUGGCUGGAAGACUUGGAGGAGUCGACGCUGCCUCACCAACUUCGCUCUUGCCUCCCGGAACUUCAUCCGGUGCACGGUUCCCACAUCAUCUUCGAGCAGCCUCAGGAGAGGGAUCGCUCCGAAUCCUCCUGCAUCAGCAUUUUGGCGUUACUUGCCGACCGCUACGAGAUCUUCACUCGGCCUCAGGAUGCAAACUACCGCCUUCGGCGGCAGCAGUGGGAGGAGCUUCAAGACAUCGUUAGCUGGGCUCGCCCGAAUUCAGACGACAUCCAUGCCGUCCUGGUCUUGAUGGCCAUUCGGCCUCUGGGCAAGAGCAAGUUUGUUGCCAGCCAAGUGCCGAAUCAUGAGCGACGGCCCGAGAGUGCAGUUCUUUACUUGGUGGAGAACUGCCAAAAUGUCGUGCCGAGCGUCAAGGACUUGCCACAACAAGGGCUCGAGUCGCUGCGAGCGACUCUGCGGCUCCAUGCGGUCUUCAACUUCGCGCAAAUGCUCCAGGGUGAGAAUGUCCCGGCCAACGUUGCGCAACUUCAGGAACAGGUGCGAAGAGAGGGUGAGCAAGCCCUGCGCUUCUACAUAAUCUUCCUCCUUGGCUUUAUGAGUGGCUUAGGAGCCGGGCACGGCUCGCGCUUCCUCAAUGCCAAACGGGCCGAGAAUGUCAUCGCAGCAGUUCGCAUGCUGCGGCACCUACUGAAAGCCACCCCGCGUGGCAUCUACUGGGGCUACUUGAUUGCCCGGGCCCAAGCCCUGCAAGCGCCCUUUCGAACGCCCGAGGACCUGGUGCUCAUUCGGCUGGCCUGUCUCAUGCGUAUCGAGGACAUGUCCGCCUAUGAACAGCUGAAAACUAGCUGGAGCUAUCUGGGCCCGGAUGAGCAGCAUACGCUGACGAAUCACUUCCUGGCAGACGGGAUUGAGGACCUGGUCUGCGUCUUUGAGUUCCUUCCCGACUGCGUGGCGAAUGCAGUUGCCAAUCCUGCCGUCACUUUGUCGUGUUUGCUUGAAUGCCUGGUGGAUUUGCUCCACGUGCUUCAGCCCAACAUCGAUAUGAUGCCGGAUCUCAAGGAUGCGAAAGUUGUGCUGGUGGACUUAUCAGACAUGAGUGAGUUCAUCGCUUGCGUCCAGAACCGCUUUGUCUUCGAGACCUGUGUGCCCAGGUGCAAGAUUCGCUUCGCCGGACGACGGGCGCAGCUGGAAAUGACGGGCGGCAAUUGGGGUCGUGUCAACGAUACAGAGUCAGAUAUCACAACCAUCGCCUACUCAAUCACGGAUCUGCGGAAGAGGCAGCAGGCCCUGGCUAACCAGGUCAGCCGAAGCAUGCAGAAGAAGGAACCGCGACGUCGUUCUCAGACCUUCGCCAUCUGA